UUUUGUCUUUCUGAGUAAAAUCGACAAUAACAAUACUAGAAGUGAUUAUAGUUAGUAUCCAUUGUAGUGAGUGAUAUGUCAUAUGAAAUUAAUUGACAUAUUAUGCAUAUAUAUGCAUACAUGAAUCCAAAUGCACCAGUUUAGUUUGUACCCAUUUCACUUUUGUGCAAAUGGUGGUAUACAGUUGGAUUCAGUCAUAAUUGGGAUCAUUUAACAAUAGUUAUCUUUAUUAUCCUACUUGUUAAAAAUCCUGUUUAGAAAACAAUGGGUGUACGAUCUAAGUCUGAUAAAAAUACUGAAGGAGGUAGCGAAAUAGACAGAAGAGUGAAAAUCAUUUUAAUCGGUGAUUCGAAUGUUGGCAAAUCAAGUCUAGUAAGAUCAUUUACUACUCAACCGAAUGAAGUGGAUGCAUCGUCUACAAUUAGUACAGAUUUGAAAUUGUGCGAGAUGAUAGUCAAUGAUGAAUUAGUCAAGUUAUACAUUUGGGAUACAGCUGGUACAGAAAGAUUUAAAAAUCAAAUGUCACCUUCAUAUUUUCGUCAUGCACAAGGUGCUUUAGUCGUAUAUGAUGUAGGAUGUCAAAAGAGUUUUGAAGAAUUGAAGAAUUGGCUGAAAACUAUUGAACAUCAUUCAGGCUCAAGAAUAGUCAAAUUGAUCGUUGGCAAUAAGAUAGAUCUACCUGCACGUGCAAUUCCUAUUCAAAAAGCUGAGGAAUUUGCUAAAAGUAUUAAUUGUACAUACUUAGAAACGAGUGCUAAAAAUAGAACAAAUGUGAAAGAAGCAUUUGAAACGCUAGUUCAAUUGAUCAUGGAAAAGCACUCCACUGAUGUGCGCAUUAAGGAGACUACGAUUAUAUUGCAUGAAAAAUCUGGUAGUCGGAAAUCACGUUGCUGUCAUCAUUAAAUAUGUCAACAUUUUGCUGUUGUGUAUAAAAUGGAACAAAAAACGGGACGGUUUUUUUCAUAAUGUAACAUCCCAGGUUUUACUACUAUGAAGUGUUUUAUAAUUUUUGUUUAAAUACGGAAAAGUCUCGGUCAUCAGUAGUGGGUAUAUCGUUUACUUUCUAAAAUUCAAACUGCGCUCUUUUUCGAAGAAAUAUAUGUGUAAAUGAUGAUUUAAAACAAAACUGUUGUAAGAGGUUUAAUGUUUGAUUUGCUGUAAUUAGUAUUUUAUGAGUAGAGAAUGAUGAAUAAAUACAGUAAAUGAA
This is a messenger RNA of Heterobilharzia americana, 1207 nucleotides long. NCBI's taxonomy places the organism in Eukaryota, Metazoa, Platyhelminthes, Trematoda, Strigeidida, Schistosomatidae. The record is from the annotation of a GenBank genome assembly.